Messenger RNA from Coniophora puteana RWD-64-598 SS2, 351 nucleotides. RefSeq lists its product as uncharacterized. Lineage: Eukaryota; Fungi; Basidiomycota; Agaricomycetes; Boletales; Coniophoraceae. The transcript has 3 exons. The record is from RefSeq and is a predicted model, not a curated record. The annotation marks the transcript as partial.
AAGAAAGGGUUAGGGGAAGGGCAUCGAACUUUCUUGUGGAUAUGGACGGCUAAAGGAGGUGAUGGGUCUGACAUUGAGAAGGGAAUAGAAGAUACAGAAGGUCUACGCGUUGAAUGGCUAAAGGUGUCCGAGCGUACAAAACGAUGGGAAGAGGAAGUCAGCUUACUGAAGGAGGAAAUGAGGCGGGUUCGAGCAUACCUAGAGCACAGAGCGUGCUGGUGGGAGCAAUGCGCGUCUAGUGAAAAGGUUCUGACCCAGCAGGCUUUGGCCAAAGGCGUGCGUACUCACGCUCUUCGUCAAGCCCGCCAACAGUGCCAGCUCCGGGAAGAAUUUACGCGCUUGUGGGAGCAU